GCAUUCAGUACUGGCAACGGGAAGUUUGGAGGAUGUGUGCACUCAGAUCACUCCAAAUCCCUGCCUGCAGAGAGGCUGCGGUAGGUCUCCUGUCCGGCAUCUGCUCUUGCUUACUUGUUGGCAUGUUAGUCUCACUACCAACAGACAUCACGGGGAGUUUUACAGCUCAGGUGAGUUCCAAUGAAUCGGCUCAUGAAGGGGAAACUCGCUGGCCCACACUGAGAGAAGAAUGGCACCACCCUCUGGGUGCAACCUCCUUGUCAUUGGUGCACUGGGCGUCUUUGCACUUGACUGCCUCGCGAGAGCUCAGCAGAACAGCACGCUGAUUUUCACGAAGGAAAACACCAUUCGGAAGUGCAGCUGCUCUGCGGACAUCCGGGAUUGUGAUUACAGUUUGGCCAACCUGAUGUGCAGCUGUAAAACCGUCCUGCCUCUCGCAGUCGAGCAAAGCAGCUACAAUGACCAUCUGACCAUCUGGUUCACAGACACGUCUGCACUGGGACUCCUGUUGAACUUCACGCUGGUCCGGGACCUGAAGCUUUCUCUGUGCAGUACCAACAUUCUCCCCACUGAGUACCUGGCUAUUUGUGGUCUGAAGAGGCUUCGCAUCAGCACCGAGGCCAAGCAUCCCUCCCCAGAGCAGAGUUUACUCAUCCACGAUGGUGGGGAGAGAGAAUCCAGAGAGAAGCCCAUGUGGUUACACCAAGGCUGGCAAACCUGUAUGUAUAUCUCCUUCUUAGAUAUGGCACUUUUCAACAGGGAGUCAUCCUUAAAAUCAUAUAGUAUUGCAAACUCUGCUGGCAUGGCCGGCAACUUCCCCUCCUUUUCCUACUUUAAAACCUUCCCAAUUCUAAGCAACAAAAGCUAUGUUGUCACAUUCAUUUACUAACAUUGUAGCUGUGUCCAACCUUUGGGACCUUUGGCACAUUAUGGAUCAUUUCAGCGAGGAAUCUGUGAACAAGGUCAUGGGUUUUCCUAUCCUCAACUUCACUUCACCCUCAGCCCCCAUUCUGCCGGCCCUCUCUGCUCUGCCCAUGCCCAUCCAUGGGAAAACAAAAUAAAAAGAGCCAAAAAACCUACUUGAUUCAGUCCAGAAACGUGCCUUGAGGGCCAGCUAGAGGCUAUGUCCUUGCUACUGGGGGCAGAUGGAGAAAUGUCAGAUCAGAAAUGGAGAGAGCAGUGCACCCCAGGAACCACUUAGUGGAGCUCAGCAGAGGGGAUGACCCCCAAGAAAAGCAUCUUCCUUCAAAACAUUGCCUUAAUUUUUUUUUUUUUUUUUGCUUCAUUUUGUUAGAUAGGUUGGAAUUCCCCUAAGUAGAGAAUGAUAGACUUCAGCAUUCUGAGACUGUGAGCGCCACAAAAUGAUUAGGUUCUCUUAGACUGGUAUUUUCCAAAUAUCUUGUUAAGAAUAUUCACAUUGAGAAAGGGGAGUCUUGUGAGUGUGUUUAGUGAAGGAGGUUUGAAGCUUGGAGGAUAGGGUGGGACCUUAGGACCAAAUGAGGGCACUAGGAUCCUGAGGAAGGGAUACAGAAAUAAAAAUUGGAAGUCACAAAAACCAAGUGCAUUGGAGUCUUUCCUUAGAGCAAGGCCUAAACCCAGGGAAAGUUUUCCUCUUCUAGCCCUUCAUGUCCUUCUCUUGUCUUGCCUCCUAUCUUCGGCCCUGCUGUACCACUUCCCCAUUUUUCCUCUCAUUGUCUUCAUCUCCCUCCUCCUCCUUCUCCUGCUGCAGAAAUCAGAAUUUAGAUUAAUACCAGUAGAACUAUGUUUGACUACAUUAGGGACUAGCCUGGGAAUGUAAUAGUCCCUUAUAACAUUACUCCCAUGGGUAAAUAUGCCCAGAUUACUAAUAGAUAAUUAACGAAAGAACUUUUAGCACUCGGUCCAUUUGGAAGUUUAAGACUGGAAAGUCAAGACACUUUGUAUGAUGGGGUUAACACAGAAUGGUUUUAUGUGCAUUGAUACAAGGAACUAACACAACAUAUUUCUUUUUUAAUUAAAUUGACUUGGGGAUUCCCUGGUGGUCCAGGUUAGGAUGCCGCAGUCUCACACCUGAGGGCCCGGGUUCAAUCCCUGGUUGGGGAAGUAGGAUCCUGCAAGCCAUGUGGCACAGCCAAAAAAAUAAAAAAUAAAUACAUUUUAAAAUUAAUUAGUUAAUUAAUUAAACUGACUCAUCAUUGUACGAAGAAAAUCUUCUCUCCCAGAGACCCAACUAACCAUUAAAGUGGAAUAUAAAGAAUCUAUGGCAAUUAUGGUAUAAAUGUCUAAAUUCAGAGUGCAAAGAAUUUGAAACAUUACUGAAUUUAUGAUAUCAUAAUAAGAAAUAGUUUUAUUAUGAAAUGACAGGCUGUCUUGGAAUUGACGACUUUAUAUCACAUUCAUCACAUUUUUCUCUUAACUUUAACACAGGGUAACUGAAAUAACCUGAAAUGUCUACAUUAGCUUAAUUGGUGGGGGAUUUGGCCAUUCGGGCUAAUUAGCAUGCAUCUAUAAUAUCAGUGUUUAAAUUAGGCCAAAACUAAGACCAAAAUAUGAAUUCUAAUAGAAAAACGUAAUGACCUCAUUACUGACAUUGUAUUUGAGAGGUAAGAUUAAAGUGAUGGAAAAAGACAAAGAAGAAAAAAAGAGCGAGAAAGAAUGCCAAGAAGGAUACAAGUGAAAAGAUUAAUAAUAAAUAUA
Balaenoptera ricei (Rice's whale) is the source of this 2676-nucleotide messenger RNA. It is a transcript of the gene EPCIP, whose product is annotated as chromosome 4 C21orf62 homolog. The transcript has 2 exons. The coding region runs from base 230 to 889 and encodes 219 amino acids. The record is from RefSeq and is a predicted model, not a curated record. NCBI's taxonomy places the organism in Eukaryota, Metazoa, Chordata, Mammalia, Artiodactyla, Balaenopteridae.